This is a messenger RNA of Lymnaea stagnalis (great pond snail), 7641 nucleotides long. The record is from the annotation of a GenBank genome assembly. NCBI's taxonomy places the organism in Eukaryota, Metazoa, Mollusca, Gastropoda, Lymnaeidae.
ACUUACCAAUGUGCAGUAUCUUCUACUUCGUCUGUAUCUGAAUCAGCCAUGAAUUCUUGCAUUUUGCGACAAAUUUAUCAAAGCUUGACCAAAAUCAAUCAAAUUUACUGUAAAAGGCAACAUCAUGCAACUGAAAGUAUAGCAUUUGAAAAUCAGCCUUUUUCUUGGCUAUUUGUAAGUAACGCAGUGGGAGGAGAAUAUGGUGCCCAAGUUAACUUAGACCUUGACUUAGAAAACAGGUUGCUGGACGAAUCAGCGCAAAAAUUAAAAUUCAAUGUUGAAGCAAGAGGAGCUAACAUUGAUGUUUGCCAGCUAGUAAGUAAUUUGGAUGAAUCAGUUUUUAAAUAAUUUUUUUAUAACUAUAUCAAUGAUGAAACAAGUCUUGAUCUUAAAGAUUACACUAAUGAAGGGGUGUGGUAAUUCAUCUGAUGAAUAAUAAUUAUUGUUUAACAAACAAAAUCAUUAUGAAGAAAUCUAGUUUAAAAAAGACUAAAAAGCUUUAAGAUAAAAUCAUAGAAGAUACUAUAGUGAAAAUCGCUUUUAAAUUUCUUGGAUCUGUCAUUCAGUUUUCCUAAGUUUGCUCUCUUAUAAUCUCAUUAAAAUAUAUUUAUCAGGUGACAGACUAUAAAAAGUUUCAGUUAUUCAAGAAGCAAAGGGCUGACCUUGCUGGAGAGAGGGAUCAAAUUCUAACAGAGUUGAAAUUAUUGAAUGAGAAAUCCAUAGUAAGGAACAUUAAAAAUGUAUAUGUCAACAGUGUUUUGUAUGCACUUAAGGGCACACUAUGCAUAUUUAUGAGCUUUUUGGACAAAUAGAAUAUUAGAAUAUAUAUAGGAGCCAGAAUGAUCAAUUCAUUGAUCGUGGGCCCUUAAAAUAAAGAAGAAGAAGAAGAAAUGUAAACACUCACUAUUUGACAACCUAGAUAUGUAAACCCAAAAAAUAGCAAAAUUCUCAGAGUUUCAAAACUAUUCUAUGGUUAGUUUAGAAGGGGAUUUUUCAUAUGAUAUUUUGCAAUGCUAUAGCAAUUUUAACCAUCAUAUGUGUUGAUCGAUUUAUAAUUUUAGAAAAAAAAACAUGUCAUAGACUUAAUUAAUAAAUGUUAUGUCAAGCAUUCACUAUAGGUUAAAUUGAUGAUUUGCAUUCUGUGGAAUAGUAAAAAGCACUAGUGGUAUUAACCUUUUAUGAAACUUUGCUUCUCAAUUAAUUAUAAGCAUACCAGUUCAAAAAAAGUAUACCGUGUGCUUCAUUGUUCACAGGGCUCAGACGCUGGUGUCGAAUCACCUCUACAAGAUUUACAGAAGAAACUAGCAAUAGUGAAAGGAAAAAUUAACCUUCAAACUGUAAGAAUUUAUAGAAAAAAUUUCGAAACUUUUUUUGUUUAUUUCAUACCUCGAGAUCUUCAUAUGAAAAAAAUUUUUAUGCAGACAAAAGUAAAAUCGAGCAGAAAUUUUUAGAAAACACUGUCUAGACCAGAGUUACCUACUUUAUGGUCUGCAAAAUGUUUGUACACAUUGGCAAAUGUGAGAUUUGUAUUACAAGUAUUGCAUUCUUCUUGUUAAAGAAGUAUUACUUUUUUACAACAUUGCUUAUGUAUGAUGAAGAGGAGAAAAAAAAGGUCAUUGGAAGCUCUUGUCUUCAGGGGGUAUCUUUAAAAUGAAUUUUGCGGCAAGGCUAUUAUUAGUUUAUAAUUAUAAAUAAUAGUUUAAUAUUCAUGUGGUUGUCACUGUGUUAGACUUUUCACUUCAUACCCAGUUUUUUAGUAAUACAGUUUUUUUUGCGUUAAUUCUUAAUUUCAGCCUUAUUGGGAACUAGAAGAGAGUAUAAUGUACCGAUGUUUGAAGCUUCCGAAUGACUUACAUAUUACAACAGUAAGUAAAAUUUGGUGAUAUAGCUUUGGGCAUUGUGGGUAUCAGAAUUUUAAUAGGGAUGUUCCCAAAACUGUAACAUAUAGUAUACCAGUAGUAUAAGAGGUUUUUUUUAAUAAACUGGCUGGCUUCUCACCAUCUGCAAUAUUAAAACUGUGUGAUUUGAGGAUUUAUGUGAUGUAAUGAUGUGUGUGAUGUAAAUGUAAGGAUGUGUGUGAUGUAUGUGUGUGAUAUGUUGUGUGUAAUAUUUUGAAGUGUGUGAUAUGUUGUUGUGUGUGAAGGGAGUCAUGUUAGUGAUGCGAUAUGUGGGAUAUGAUUAUAUGUUUAUUGAGGUGAUGUGUUUGAUGUGAUGAUGUGUAUGAAUGUUUUAGGGUACAUAUGAAUUUUCAGUUCUUCUUCUUUUUACAUUUGAGGGGCCACGAUCAAUUGGUUGAUCAUUCUGGCUCCUGGUUUAAAUUCAGUUUGCCUUCUCUUAGAUGGGUUGCCGUCCAAGGUUAACGAGUCCCAUCCACCUCACAAUUUUUAGAACAUAAAUAUGAUUCUUAUAUCCCUUUAAAAAUCUCAACUUUAUUGUAUAUCAGUUUGCUAAAUUCAAUCAAGUAUACCUAUAUGAAAUAAAGGCUCCAGCUGUUGGUGUUGAGUGUAGAUAUUUGAAUGGAGAAAAAAUAAACUCUUUUUUUGUAACUUUACAUCUCUUAGAUGCAAUAUUGUCAGUAACCACUUCUCAGUUACUGUUUCUUCACAAACUAAACAUUUAUGUACCAAAUUUUUUGUUGUAACUGUUGUUAAAAAAUCUCAACUUGAGAUAAGUGCAGCUUAAAAACUUUGACCGAUCAGUAAACUAACAUUAAAAUUAUCAUAGUGUGUAAAUUAUUUUUUUUUACAGCCUCUUGAUAAAAGACAGAUAUUGAGAGAACACAAAGGAUCAAAAGGUAUGAAAAGUUUUUCUUUCAUUGAAAUGAAGACCAUUUAUUCAUGCUUGUUAUUAAACAGCCUUCACAUUUUUACUAAAUGACUUCACUAUUAAAACUAAUUCAAAGACAUUCUUUUUUCUUCUUUUUUUUUUUCUCAUCAGACUCAACAGAGAAUUCAAGCCAUAUAAAUAUUGCUAAAAAAUUUGACCUUAUAAAAUUCAGGUAUUGGUCUUUUAUUUCUCUUAUAUAAAUACAAAUUUAAAAAAAAACAUUGCCCUAGAGAAAAUUUUCUAAAAUACGUCUAUGAAAAUAUUGAAAAUUGAAGAUGUUGACUGAAAUAACCAAACAACGCAAAGAUAAGACCUUCCAUCAUUGGCUCAACAAAAAACUAUCACCUCUGCUAGCAUCCAUCUACUCCUCUACAAUAAAUCUCAUUUCUUAGCUCAUAUAAUAUAAACGUUUUCAUAGUGCUGGUUUCAUUGUUCUUUAUUUUUUUGCCUUCCAUUGUUCUGUUCAAAGUUUGCCGUCAUUUUCUCCUUGUUUCUGCCUGUCUCAGAUAACCUUCUGUAAUACCUGAUUGAUUUUUUUUUAAACCCUUGAAUCGCAGCACUGUUGGCCCCAAGGCAUACUAUUUGAAAGGGGAUCUGGCAAAGGCAGAGCUUGCGCUGACAAACAAGGUGGUCAAGUACCUCAAAUCUCACAACUACCGCUUCAUGGCAGGUCCUGAGUUUUUUAAAUCCCCAAUUAUUGUAAGUUUAUUAUUCUCUAAGCUAUAUGUGAGUUUUUUGUUUAAUUUGUUGAACUUGGUAAAAAAUGACAUCACCACUAUGCCCAAUGGGCAGAUUGGGGGGCAACGGGGGGGGACGACCACAACUGUGUUGAGAAGAAAAGGAAUUAAAUCCUACCAUGUGCCACUUUAAGUAUUUCAAUUUAUCUUUCCACAGGAAGGCUGCGGUCUUGAUAUACACAAUCCACAUGAGGUAAAUAAUAUCAGGUUUUAAAGAACGAAAAAAGAAAAGACAACAGUAUAGUUUUGUACCGAAAAUGUUAUGUUUUGUAACAAAGUAAGAAUCUGAAAAAUUGUCAUCUUGCUUAAUAAAAUAUUAUAUUUCCAAUGGAAAUGAAAAAUUAUGUGAAAAUGUUGAUUAGAAAUCUUAUUGUUACUAAAAUUACUGCUAACAGAUUCUAUUAGUUGUGUUUCAAAACCGAAGAGAAUAUACAAAAUUGCAUAUGUAAUGCAUUUGAUAACAUUUUAUUUUUUCUAGAAAAAGACAAUGGUAAUCUUCUGUACUACAUUCACAUUUCAAUCGUUAUGUUAGACAAUUGAAAAGUACUUGAUCUCCUGUUUUUUAUUGGUUUGAUACAUAGGUGCUAACAAUGAAGGAAGCUUUUAAAGAAGAUGUAGAACCCAUGAACCAUCUAAUAGGCAUCUCCCCUGCAACAUUUGUAGGUAAGUUCAAGAUCUUCUUGUCUCCCCUGCAACAUUUAUAAGGUAACUUUAUGAUCUAUAAUUUAGUCUCAACAGCUACAAAAAUUGAUAAAGUUAAAUGAAAAACAGACAUGUAAGUUUUCAUUUAGUGAAACAGAAAUGCAAUUCCAUCAUCUUCCUUGCUGUUCAUUGCUUCAACCAUCUGCUGUGAUCAUAAUUUGUUUCAAUUUUUUAUUUUAGGAUAUGUGGCAAAAACAUGUAUAGGAGACAAAGUUUUACCCCUGAAAAUGUUUGCCUGUGGGAGGAGCUAUCAAAAUAGUGAGCAUUUAAUGUUCUUAUUAAAAAUAAUUUUUUUAUAGCUUAUCAAAAUAAAAGUUACUCACUAAUCAUAUCCAGUAUGAAACCUCCUCAAACAAUAUAUCAUUCAGCCUAACACUUUUUCAGUUAAAAUAGAAAAAUUUUAAUAAAUUACAUUACAGCAGCUUACAUAUCCUGAAAUUUGUUAGUGGGAAAAUUGUUUUGAUGGAAAUUUUGUUUGAACGGAAGUUUUUUCAAUAUGAAAUAAGUUAAAUGGAGAUUUAUUUAUUUUAAAAAUGUUUUUUAAGGUAAGGUUCUAGUGAAAAGUGAUAAAAUUUAAAAAAUGUUAAUAAAACGAAUAGUACUAUUACUUUGUUUUUUCCCGCAUUAUUUCAUUUUUUUUAAACUCCUGUUUGAAAUAUUUUUCUUCAAACAAACUUCUUUUGUACAAACUUCCAGUAACAAUCAGUUUUGUGGUCCCUUUGAAGAUUCAUUAAACCCCGUUCAUAGUCACUGGUGAGAACCAGUUAUCUACACCUUGACAGUUCUUCAGAUUUUUUAUAUUGUCUUGAUCUCUUCUCCUAGGCGAUUUACCAGGACUUUACGGAGCUGUUCAGUCCAUACAGGUGAAUAAUGAGCUUAAUAAUGUUGCAUACACUUUUUUUAUUAGUUACUCUGCUUAGAUGUAUCUAUGAUAAUACUCAUAUCACAAAGAGGCUAUUUUGUAUUCAAUGGAAUUUCAUUUUUAAUAUCUUAAAUUUUUUUGAAUUUUUAAAACGAUGAAGUAGGCCAUGUUCAAUGAAAUAAACUAUUGGUGUAAACAAACAAGCUGAAGCUUUAUUUAAUUAUGCAAAACAAAGUAAAAAACAUUUCUUUCGCCGACAUAAAAUAAAUAAAUCAUAUUUGAACCGCUGAUUAUGAUGAAUUAUUAUGCAAUUAAUUUCAGAAAAUAAAAAGAAAGAAAAUUGUAAAAUAUUUUGUUUUAUCUUAACUAAAUAAAACUUCACUGUCCAACCAUCAACUGAACACAGCAAUAAGAUUUAACAAUAAAUUUGUCACAAAUUUACAUCACUGUUGUCAUUUCUUAUGCUUUGAGGUAACCUGUUGUUAGGAAAUAAUGAAGAAGUCUCAUACUAAAAGUCAUACCGUCCACAGGCUGGGGUGUUUUCAUGUGUGAAAAAGGAUGACCUGGAAUUACAGUUUGAUGAAACGGUUAAUUUGAUAUGGAAUUUCUUAGAGCCCUUUGGAUUGUCCAUGAGGUAAAUUAUCUUAAUGCUGUGCCAAAAUGAUACAUUUUUAUUUUGUUUUGCUUAUUUGAUGGAUUAUUUAAGAUAUUGCUUGUAUUCUUUUAGGGUUCUACCUUUAUGUCAUGUCUUUUAUUUUUCAACCAUUUUUUUUCUAUUUAAAAAAAAUGAAAAUAUAAAUUUUGACCUAAAACCUAUGUUAACCAAAAACAUAUUUUUUUCUGAUUCAUUUAAAGAUCAUUAUUUUGUUUAGUUUAGAGAUUAACUGUUUGAUAGUGAUAAUAAAUUACCUGUUGAUCAACUUUAUUCAUUAAAACUUGCUCUUCCUGACUGACAGGUUGUCUCAAGCCAGUGCCAAAGAGCUAAAACUUGCUGAGCAGAGGAGGCUUGAUGUCCAGAUAUUAGCGCCAAGUCUUAAACAACAUGUUACUGUGAGUAGGCCGUUAUGGGUCUGUUAGUGUAUUCUAGUAGUAGUACAUUUCAAAAAGAAGUGAUCCAAAUGGCAAUAAGUUAUUAGUGUAAGAAGCAUGUAAUUUUGCUUAUUUUUAAAUAUUGUUUUCAUGAAAAAAAUUGUUCCAGGCAUUUUCUAUCAGAUUUCAUAUAAUUUCAUCCAUGUCACAGAUUGCCAGUGUUUCUGAUUUGGGUGACUUUGUCAGUCGUCGGCUGAUGGUUAAACACAGCCUAAACCAUGCAGACUUCAGGCCUGCUCCACUUGUACAAAUGGUAAGUUUAGUGUAAAGUUGUUUUUUUAAAAUGCGUGAGACUGCAAUCUAAUUGUAUAACUUAAAUUUAGUUAAUUCUUUUCUUUAUUGUUUCUGUUUGUAGUGGGACACGUGAUAAAUUUAAUUAAAUCUCUCUUUAUUUUGUCAGGCAUUUAUGCAGUGCUCAUUAAAAAAAAUUCCUAGUUAUUUUAUACAAAGUAGUAGACACACGUUGUUUGGAGCUUUACCAUAGACUGAUCUCAUUGUUGAAGGUUUCUGGAAAUACUUCAAUAUUAGAUAUCAAUGAUGUUUUAAUAAUGAUGAAAAUGAAUUAUUAUUUUUUAGACAGCUGUUAUGAGUUUCAUACUUUUAUUUUUCAAUUCAGUUAGCUUAUUUUAUGUGUUAUUAGCUGAAUUGAAAGGUGUUUUUUUUUAAAAAAAAAAGGUUAAGUCCGAAUUUCAAGUUUUGAGAAAACUAUCAGGAAAUACCAAUUACAUUUUCUUAUGGUCAAUCUCAAAAUUAAUAAUGAAAAAUAGUCAUUAUAAUUUUUUGACACAGUCGGACAUAUGUAAUGAACACUGAGGAAACCAACAGAAAGCAUACCCAAAAAUGUGCACCCUUUGAAAAAAAAAAUGCUCUUCAAUUAUUUUUUCAUAUUAUAAGUGACAGAGACUUGAACUUGUUUAUACAAGAUUCUCCAACAAAAUGAGGGUGGCACUGCCAUAAAGCUUAAGUAAAUCAAGCUCCUGAAUGCCAAGACUAGUAAAAUCACCCUGAAUCAUGAAUGUUUAUGGAAAAUUAAUUCUUGCAGAUUAAGGAUAUUGACUUUCAUAAUGAUAACCACAUCCGUGACAUUGAUGUACAGUACAACAGUUCCCCUUCCAUCCAUAAUUUCUUUGUGCCGGGGCCUUGUUCCCUUUUUUCUUCUAUAUGUUCUGUAUAUUCAGUCCAAAAUGUUUUCUUAACUAAAGAAAACUUUAAUUGGAUCUGUCUUACUCAAAUAAAGCUUCACCUUCCUUGUGUAUUUUAAACAAGUUUUCUCAACCAUUUUCCCACCAUUUCCAUUUUCCCCUAAACUUAAUAAAUCAAUUUCAGGUGUCAGGAACAGCUUUAAACAUCACAUCACUAUUGGCUGCUUGGAUGGAGCAUGGUGGCAUUAACCAGGUUAUAUUGAUAGCAUUGUCAAUAGCUUGA